CAGUCAACAGUUUCUGCUACCCAUCACUCUCCUCCGUCUGGCACCUCCCCAUUUUGAAUACCUCUCACGUCUCACCCCCACAAAAAAAAAAAAAAAAGUUCUGACAAUUUUGAUUUGAUCAUCUUCUCCACGAGAUUACCCUUGAUUUGAUUAACGCGGCUUUGCCUUUUCUUACCUCUUGGUCAAAUCAUCAUAUCCCAUAAUCAUCGUCGGAUAUCCCUGAUCAAGAAUGGAAUCGCCCCAUUGUCUUUUGGGUCUCUGAUUAUAUCAUCAUCAUCAUCGUCAGUUUCCUGUGUCUUCUUCGUCUUCAUCUACUCUUCUUCCCUCAUUCAGCCCCUUUUUGUCGGAUACAGCUUUGGAGCAGAAUUUCGGAUUGGAAAUGGGAGGGGUUUGCUCGGGAGGGACGCCGAAUCAGAAGCGGGAGAAGGGAGCUGUCUCCAGGUCAGCACAGAGCUUUCAGAAGCCUUCUAAAGAGGCUUCUCCCGCUUCGGAGUCGAAAGGGAGUGAUUACAGGAAGACCCCGCCGAAAUUCGAUUCGGGAGAGCUCCGGCACCUAUCUUUCUCUCGGGAAUUGAAGCCCUCGAAGCCUUCUACACCGACCCGGAAGGGGUCCGGCAAGGUCUCAGGAAAGGGCUCGUUCCUUGGAAGAGCUGGGACUGUGAGUUUGGACAGGGCAGUAGAUGUCCUAGACACACUGGGAAGCAGCGUUUCAAAUCUGAAUGUGAGUGGAGGGUUUGGAUCGGGGAUAUCUUCGAGGGGAAGUAGAAUCUCGAUUUUGGCCUUUGAGGUGGCCAAUACUAUAGUCAAAGGCGCAAACUUGCUGCAGUCUCUCUCGGAGGAGAACAUCCAGGUCUUGAAGAAGGAGAUUCUACAAUCUGAAGGAGUUCAGCUUUUAGUAUCCACAGAUAUGAAAGCGCUACUGACUCUCGCCGCUUUAGACAAAAGGGAGGAGCUUGAUAUUUUCUCUCGAGAAGUGAUCAGAUUUGGCGAUUUGUGCAAAGACCCACAAUGGCACAACUUGGGUAGAUUCUUUACAAGAUUAGACUAUGAGGACAUGGGACAAAAGCAACUGCGUGCAGAAGCUGACGCUACAAUGCUAGAACUUAGCACUCUCGCUCAGCACACCUCGGAACUGUACCAUGAAUUGCACGCCUUGGACAGGUUCGAACAGGAUUAUAAGCAAAAGCUCGAGGAAGCAGAAUCUCUGAAUCUUCCUCGAAAAGGAGAGUGUCUAACGAUGCUGCUUAGUGUAGUGAAGCAGCAGAGAAAGCUCGUGCGGGACUUGAAGAAGAAGUCUCUCUGGUCUCAGAAUUUGGAGGAGAUAGUGGAGAAACUUGUCGAUAUUGUUACCUAUAUACAUCAAGAAAUCUCAGAUGUUUUCCAGGACAGUGGCGCAAAAAUUGCAGGCAGCAAUUCCAAGGGACAAAUUUGCGUUCCUCAGAGGUUGGGUGUGAUGGGUCUCUCAUUACACUAUGCCAAUGUAAUCAAUCUGAUAGAUACAAUAGCUUCUCGGCCUGCUUACCUUCCUCCUAAUACGAGGGAUACUUUAUAUCACGGGUUGCCACCGAAUGUCAAGAAUGCUCUCCGCAGCUCUUUACAAACUAAUAAAUCUCGGGAAGAGCUCUCCAUGGCUAAGGUGAAGGCCGAGAUGGAAAAGACUCUCGAAUGGCUUGUUCCCGUUGCAACGAAUACAAUCAAAGCACAUCAAGGUUUCGGGUGGGUUGGAGAAUGGGCCAACUCAGGUACCGAGUUCGGGAAAAGCAAUCCUGCGAGCACUAAUGUAAUCCGCCUCCAGACACUCUAUCACGCUGACAAGCAGAAAGCUGACCGAUAUAUCCUCGAACUGGUGACUUGGCUGCAUUGUCUGUUCAACUUAGUAAGACACCGGGACGAUAACGUCAUCAAGCCUUUCCCUGCCAAUCAGAACUCAAUUACAAGCAUGCGUUUGAGAUUCCACUCCGAUGCACUACCCACACCAGAUGUGAUCAUUAAGGCAAAGGGGACUGAGCUAUCUGAAGAAGAUCGCGAGAUGCUAAACCGAGCUUGCCGAAGGAAAUUGGUGCCAGGAAUUAGCAAGAGUCAAGAGUUCCCCAGGGAUAACAGGACGAGGAGUAGAGUUUUUGCAAUCAGCAGGAGCAUGGGGAGCUCGCCGAAUCGGGAAUUCGACACGAGGCGGGGCUCACCGUACCAGGAGAUCAAUGUUCUGGAUGGGCUAGACCCGAAUACAGUAUGAAUAUGCUUGAUAUUUUUUAUACGAUUGCUGAGCUAUUCGUAAUUUUGUUAUACAGAUGAUGAAUAGAUGCGUUUACACUCGUACGAGAUGGUAUAGCACUAUAGUGGGGAGAGGAUUUGAAUUCUUGCUAUAUAUGCUGUAUAUAUGAAUGUAUAGAUGCGAGAGGUUACAUUACAUCUGAUGGCAUGAGCAGAUAAAAUCUGUUCUUGAAAUUUUCUUCUGUUUUCCUCCGUUUCCGGAGACGCAGAAACAUUUGGCCGAGGGCAACUGGGUGUUUUAUUGACGAGUUUGUCACAUUUGUUGGCUCUCUUGUUCUCACGUUGGAACAUGGAAAUAAUAGAAGUGGAAGCGUUUUCAAUUGUA
This is a messenger RNA of Punica granatum (pomegranate), 2596 nucleotides long. NCBI's taxonomy places the organism in Eukaryota, Viridiplantae, Streptophyta, Magnoliopsida, Myrtales, Lythraceae. The record is from RefSeq and is a predicted model, not a curated record.